Molecule: messenger RNA, 6245 nt
Organism: Anolis sagrei ordinatus
Lineage: Eukaryota; Metazoa; Chordata; Lepidosauria; Squamata; Anolidae
Gene: TSHZ1
Product: teashirt zinc finger homeobox 1
Biological process (GO): regulation of transcription by RNA polymerase II
Cellular component (GO): nucleus
Molecular function (GO): DNA-binding transcription factor activity, RNA polymerase II-specific; DNA binding
Source: RefSeq, a predicted model, not a curated record
AAAAAAAAAUCCGAAGCAGGAAAAGCAGCUCGAUGUGUCUGUCUAUCAGUUGAGACUGUCUGAAAGCUCUGGGAUCUGAAUGUGGGCUAUAUUUCAGUGAAAAGAGAAGAGAAGGGAGAGUGGAUCUCUUUUCUCUCCCAGGAGUUGAAAAGGGGGGAGAGUUCACGUUCAUCUCCCACCCGUGACUGCCUCGCUAUCUUUCACACACACAAUCCGCGCGCGUGGGGGUGGGGUUAGGGUCCGAUCUAAGUGUGUGUUUUUUGUUUGUUUCUUUCCUGUUCCAGAUCAACUUUACCAAAAUAAUAACCCACGUUUCUAGCCUCAAGAAGAAGCGGCGGUCUUUGGGAGGAAAAGAGAGAGAGGCAGAAAAGUAGCCACUGUUUUGACUCUUUUGAAAGGAGGAGGAGGAGGAAGAGGAGUGACUGACAUUUCCCAUCCGGUGUGAUCUGUAUGUAUGGAGGCUUUACUCUUUUAAAAAAAAGAUUGGGUUUUUUUUGGUGGCUCAGAUGAAAUGAUGGGAGGAGAAGGAGAAGGAAGACGAGGAUCGACCUCGUUCGCUGCACAAUGAGAAAGAGACGACCGGCGCAAUAAAAACCGCCAGCAGCUUUUCGCUCUCUCGUUUUGUCAUCCUCUUUUUAAAAACCCAAACACACCACCCAAACCAAGCCGGGAAAGUUGCGCUUGGAGAGACUUUGAUCUUGGAGGGGGAAAGGCGAGUAAAGAAGGGGGGGGGCUUUGAAGAAGAAGGAAGCGCGUCUGAAUCCUCUCCGGCCGUUGGCUCCCUUCGCCUCCAAGAAGACGCAGGAGAGAGAGAGAGAGAGAGAAGUCCUUAAGGAAGAAGGGUGGAGGGAAGAGAAGAAGAAGAAGCAGGGAAGGAAGAAAGAGGGAAGGAGAAGAAGACAGAAGAAGACGAGGUCCCAAAGGCGACGGAUUUGGAGCGGCCAGCCUCUCCACCUGGUCCAUCUCUUCUAUAGCAGCCAACCCACAGCUUUGUUUUGGCCAGGAACUUUUUGUUCUUCUUUGAAGAAGAAAAUUAAAAAAGCCACCGAUAUAAGAAGAAGGAGAGGCAACACGGACGCGUGCUCGUGCGUGUGUUUUGGCUGUGGCUGUUGUUAUUAUUAUUAUUUUUUUCUAAAGGGAGCAUCGGAAGGUCAAGAGACCAGUCUCGUCAAUGAAAACAUUGCCUGAGCGAGUUGGUGGCGGAGCGGCGGAGGCUUCGACCCCUGGCCUCGCCGUGCCCAAGCGGGGGGUCCCCUCGUCCCCGCCUCGCGGCCCUCUGCUCGCCCCCGGCCCCUUCUCGGCCUCCGAGGAGCCCACCCGGGACAACAGCACCAGCUUCCGGGAGCAGAGCCCGGCAAACUUUGGGCCCCCGCCUCGCUUUGGACCCGGGGCGCAAGGAGAAGUUGAAGCAGGAGAGCCACGGCUUGGGGCUGGUUGCGCGCCUCGCUCCUGAUCCCCCCCCCCUUCAGUCUCUCAGUGCCGUGUGUGUGUGUUCCUGCAUGAAAAGAGUGGGGAUUGGAAGAGUCCUGUGCGGAAACUCUCCAGCGGCGGCGGAGGAGGAGGGAGGAGGAGGAGGAGGGCGGCUGAAGAGACGGCGGCAACACCAGCAUGCCGAGGAGAAAGCAGCAAGCUCCCCGGCGCUCUGCAGGUGAUACAGAAAUAACGAUCCCUUUUAUUAAAAUGGUGGAAUUCCAAGGGAAGGAAAGAAAGAGAAAGCCCUGCAGUAUAGUGCUUAUGUUCCUGAGGAAGAACUGAAAGCAGCAGAAAUUGAUGAAGACAACGUGGAGGAUGAUGGGUUACCCCUGGACAUCCAGGAAACAGAGUACAUGUGCAAUGAUGAAACAGAGAUCAAAGAGGCUCAGAGUUACCAGAACUCCCCUGUCAGCACAGCAACAAACCAAGAUGCAGGUUACGGCUCACCAUUUAGUGAAAACAGUGAUCAACUGGCUCUUUUCAAAAGCACUUCCUCCAAAGAAGAGAAGGAAGAUCAGUGCUCGGACAAUGCUUCCUACCCACAGGACAGCUUGUCACAAAUAAAAGCUGUAUAUGCAAAUUUAUUAUCAGAGUCUUGCUGGUCCAGUUUAGCCUUGGAUUUAAAGAAAUCUAAGAGUAAUGAAAACAGUCAAAAGGAAAAUACCACUAACAGCAACAGCCCUAGUAACAACACCCCAAGUACAUGCACCAAUACCAACACUAGUACCACUACAAGUAUCAGUAGUACUAGCAGCAGUAACAGCGGUGGCUCAGGUUAUGACUGGCAUCAAGCAGCAUUGGCCAAAACUCUGCAGCAGACCUCAUACGGACUUCUCCCAGAACCUAGUCUAUUCAGCACAGUACAGCUUUAUCGGCAAAACAAUAAACUGUAUGGUUCUGUGUUUACUGGUGCCAGUAAGUUUCGGUGCAAAGACUGCAGUGGGGCAUAUGACACACUGGUGGAGCUCACAGUGCACAUGAAUGAAACUGGACAUUACAGAGAUGACAACCGAGAUAAAGACGCUGAAAAAACCAAACGGUGGUCAAAACCCAGAAAACGAUCACUUAUGGAAAUGGAAGGCAAAGAGGACGCCCAGAAAGUGCUGAAGUGCAUGUACUGUGGCCAUUCUUUUGAAUCCUUGCAGGACUUGAGUGUCCAUAUGAUCAAAACAAAGCAUUACCAGAAAGUGCCUCUGAAGGAGCCAGUACCAGCCAUCACCAAACUGGUGCCUUCUACCAAAAAGCGAGCACUUCAGGACUUAGCUUCACCUUGCUCACCUGAGCCAACAAUUGUCACUUCGGAGUCCACACUUAGUGAGGCUGCAAAGGAUCAGAAAACUGCCAACCCGUAUGUGACUCCAAACAACCGCUAUGGCUAUCAAAAUGGUGCUAGCUACACUUGGCAGUUUGAGGCCCGCAAAGCCCAGAUACUAAAGUGCAUGGAAUGUGGCAGUUCUCAUGACACUUUGCAGCAGCUGACUGCUCACAUGAUGGUCACAGGACAUUUUUUGAAAGUCACUAAUUCUGCCUCCAAAAAAGGAAAACAGCUUGUACUAGAUCCUGUAGUAGAAGAAAAGAUACAGUCUAUACCUUUACCACCCACCACCCACACAAGAUUACCAAUUGCAAAUGUUAAAAAGCAGCCUGAUUCCCCUGCUGGAUCUACAACAUCUGAAGAAAAGAAGGAGCCAGAAAAGGAAAAAGUAGUUGUUGCUGAAACAGAGAGAAAAAUUAAAGAAGAGAAUGAGGAUUCUGCAGAAAAAUUUGAAGCAACAACUGUGUAUCAGUACCUCAGAGAGGAAGAUCUAGAUGAAAGUCCUAAAGGUGGGAUAGAUAUCUUGAAGUCUCUGGAAAAUACAGUGACAACAGCUAUAAGUAAGGCUCAGAAUGGGGCCCCAUCUUGGGGAGGGUACCCCAGCAUCCACGCAGCGUACCAGCUUCCAGGGACUGUUAAACCCAGCCAGCCAGCUGUACAGAGUGUUCAGAUGCAGCCAUCUUAUGCGAGCAGUGUAAAAUCACUGUCUUCAGAACACAGUGCACUGAUCCAUUCACCAGGUAAUCUAACACCUCCGCCUCACAAAAGCAACGUCUCUGCAAUGGAAGAACUAGUGGAGAAAGUUACAGGCAAAAUCAGUAUCAAAAAAGAAGAAAAAACUGUGGAAAAAGAGAAAUGUUCUCCAGUCAAGCCAUUGUCACCCGCUGCUAAGGAGAACAAAGAUUUCCCUAAAUCUGAGGAACCCAAGCAGCAGCCACAGCCACUGCCGCCAACACCAAAAAAGAGUCCAGAAACAGAGGUUCAGAAAGUCAAAAAGGAUGGUCCAGCAGAUUCCCCUGCACUUAAUGGUACUGAGCCACCUAAAACAAAAGUCACAAAUGGUUGUAAUAACUUGGGUAUCAUCACAGACCAUUCGGCGGAGCCAUCUUUCAUUAACCCCUUAAGCGCUUUACAGUCCAUUAUGAAUACCCAUUUAGGUAAGGUUUCUAAUCCCACAAGUCCUUCUUUGGAUCCAUUGGCCAUGUUGUAUAAAAUUAGCAACAGUAUGUUGGACAAACCCAUUUACCCAACAACUCCGGCCAAGCAAGCUGAUGCUAUUGACAGGUACUAUUAUGAAAACAGUGAUCAGCCUAUUGAUUUAACCAAGUCCAAAAACAAGCCUCUGGUUUCCAGUAUGACUGAUUCUGUCUCAUCUCCUCUAAGGGAAAGUGCCCUCAUGGAUAUUUCUGACAUGGUGAAGAACCUCACAGGGCGUUUGACUCCCAAGUCUUCAACUCCAUCUUCUGUUUCAGAAAAAUCUGAUGCAGAUGGAAGUAGCUUUGAGGAAGCUCUGGAUGAACUGUCCCCAGUACAUAAGAGGAAAGGUAGACAAUCUAACUGGAACCCUCAGCAUCUUCUGAUUCUUCAAGCCCAGUUUGCUUCGAGCUUGAGGGAGACUCCUGAAGGCAAAUACAUUAUGUCGGACCUAGGCCCUCAGGAGCGGGUACAUAUCUCUAAGUUUACUGGUCUUUCCAUGACCACAAUUAGCCACUGGCUGGCCAAUGUGAAAUAUCAGUUAAGAAGGACAGGUGGAACUAAGUUUUUAAAGAAUUUGGAUACAGGUCAUCCUGUUUUCUUUUGCAAUGAUUGUGCCUCUCAAUUCAGGACUGCUUCUACAUACAUAAGUCACUUGGAGACACAUUUAGGGUUUAGUUUAAAGGACCUGUCCAAAUUGCCACUAAAUCAGAUUCAAGAACAGCAGAAUGUUUCAAAAGUCCUCUCAAAUAAGACUUUAGGCACACUUGGAAUUGCUGAGGAGGACUCAGGUUCAACAUUCCAGUGUAAGCUGUGUAACCGAACUUUUGCAAGCAAGCACGCAGUAAAACUGCACCUUAGUAAAACACAUGGCAAGUCUCCCGAGGACCAUCUGAUUUAUGUAACUGAGUUAGAAAAACAUUAGUGUCCAGGUAAGCAGCCAGGUAUGCAAGUGACCACAGGAACAUUGCACUAAACUUCUUCAUAGUACUGCACUAGGCCUGACCUGAGCCUCUGAAAUCAGUCUUACUUUUGUUGCUGAACUGCCUAUCUGGACCUUGGUUUUUCUUACAUACAUUUUGUAGUUAUAUUUAUAUGCUCUUUGUCUGAUCUGUGCAUGUUUUUUUAAACCCUCUUUUCUUUUCUUUCCUUUUUCUGUGAGUCAAAGUCUGACCUUUAUUUUCAACAUCUGUCCUUGAUGUUAACCUAUCUUUUGUAGAAUAUAGUGGGAGACACUAUUGAGAGACGUUAAUUUAGCCGUAAAGAAAGGCACAAAGAACAAUAACAAAAAGACAUCCUAAAAUUACAAAGUUGCCAUGACAAUAAAGGUCACAGAACCCCGUAGUGUCAGUUUUUAACCCUCUGAGGACUGUAAUAGCAUCCUGUGCCUUUCCCAAAAGAAGAUUUUAAAGGCAUUUUAUCCUAAUAGAGCUGUGUCAAAAGCAAAAUAUACAUGUAAUAAUUUUUAAAAUGUCAUAAUAGACUUUAAAACGCAAUCUUACUGUUAAGAAUAGGUCUAUGCAGAUCUAGAAUGAUGAUGAAAAUCUAUCAAGUGCUCAAGGGGUUAGAAAACCACAACUACAUUAAAAAAAAUAGAAAUAAUAACCCAUAUUGCCACAAUGCCCAAAUGCUCAGAUGCUGAAAAUUGCCACGUGGUUGGCAAAAAAGUAUGCAAGUUAUUUAAAAAAUGUAAAAAUACAAUUUCUUUUUCCUGUAAAAUAUUGCAGUUUAUAAUUAUUUACAAAUGUAAGCUUUGGUACAAGCUGGCCUUUCUAUAGUGUGCUGCACUGGUACAAGAAAAUGAAACAAAUGAAAAAUGAGGCAAGUGUUGGAUUCAGUUCCUUGUAAAUUGCCAGCAUCAGCAUAGAAAAAAAAAGUCCAUGUUACAUAUCGUACCAUUUUAAACUGUUCAACUUCCUUUCUACCUUCUGGCUGUAUGCUUUCUCUUUUAACUUUUUAUAUUGUCAUUUUAUAUUCAAUUUCUGUGUAUAUAAUGUAAAACCACACUUUUUUGAAUAAAAUUUAGUUCCUGCAGCUUGAGUUAAAUAGAGAAAUUUUACUGGCACCUGCAUCUUCCCAGAUGCAUGUACUCAAAGGAACUAUCUGACAAAAUAAAUAAAUAAAAAUAAAGCAAGCAAUGCACUAUGAAUUAUACAUUUUGAUGUUUUAUCAUUAAUAUUGUACAGUACAUUUUUUUGGUCGACACAAUUAAAUCCACUGUUUUCUCAAGUGUAAAAUAAACCCACAAGAAGUUCUUGAUUUA